AUGUGUGUCGAAAGGUUCACGGUAUCGGUUAGUUCGCCAGCGCUGUCGUUCCUCAUGUACGAUUGUGCAAACCGGGACACAGACUUCGAAGGUCUAAUUUUCGGCUCAGUGACUACUCGACAGGUUUGCGAUGUGAGCGACGAAGCGAACUCCGACACGACGGUCAAGGAGAUCACGGAAGUGUGCAUCCAGAGAUUCGUAUUCCUCGAGGCGAGGUUCAGCUUUUACGAGCCUAAUCUGAACGUCAACAGCGAUUUGAUCCAUAUGCUCUUACAAACGUUGUCUACGUCGAUCGAAAAUGUGUCGGUGUUGGGCUGGUUUCGGCUGAAGCGCAAUGUUGGCCCGGUGGGCUUCAGCAGGAUCGAAAGGCGAGUGACGGCCAGUCUGUCGUCGAUCACCGAUGCGUCGAAGGACGGCUUACGCACGCCGUUGUUCAUGCUUCUCAGCGAAUCGGUGGAGAAUAAACAUGACUAUGGCGAGACCGGCUACCAGCUGUUUCAAUACGAUCCGCAUUUCUGUCGUUUCCGACCGAUCCGACUGAUCGUCACCAAUAUAGGCAGUACCAAUCAGGCAGAGUACCAACAGUCGCCUUUAGCGUUCGGUGCCCCCAGCCUGAGCAUCAUCCCGCAUUCGAUCGCCGACUUCCCGAGCACAGUUUACAACUAUGCUUCUACCCUGAUGCAGAACUCGAUGACACAGUUGAAAACCAUCUGCCAAUCGUUACUUGUUUUCAUGGUGCCAAAGUCACAGAUUGGUGUUCAAGAUCAAGAGCCAUUCUGUGGCUCCUCUGACAGGAAGGGGCAACAGAAGAAAUGGAAAUAUUUAGGGAGACAAACACUGAAAGAUACAGCAAUUAGCAAAGCGAAGCAACACAGAGACAUAGAAAUAUGUCCCGAAUAG
This is a messenger RNA of Soboliphyme baturini, 900 nucleotides long. The record is from the annotation of a GenBank genome assembly. Lineage: Eukaryota; Metazoa; Nematoda; Enoplea; Dioctophymatida; Soboliphymatidae.